CAGCGUCGGUGCAAGACGCAUGGCAUUUCCUGAUAAGCUCUUCACUCGUCCACAAUCGAGUCAGCGGUGCGCUUCGUCCAGCAACGUAGCCGUCGAGUCGCUCAGAUCCGCGUACUCGCGCCGAGAGUUAGCGUCUCGCAUCGCACCAGUUCGCACGCGCGCCUCGCAUAGUAUCUCGCGCACUAUCACGCUUGUUUUCGCCGGUUUUCCACACUUGUCUUUGUCGAAACCCGAGCCUUAACACUUUUCGUGCCCAUUUGUUUGUAAUUCGAGCUCGUGUCCGCCCGAAAAUCGCAGCUAGUUGAGUUACUCCAGAAACCGCGAAUUCCUCGCUUUAAAUCCUCCUAAAUUAUUUCGCGGACGCAAUUACGCGUUUUUCACCUUCCGUCGCGGAAACCCGAACCGGCAGUGACAUCCGGACGGAGGAAAACUGACUGGAAGUGAUUCCGCCGCUCUUGUGCCUGGGCCGCGAUUUUUCCAACGGAUUCAGACUCGCGAUUUUGCCCCGCGACCCGAUUUCUCCUCCAAAGUCCUCGGGCCAUCGCGGGAUAUCCAAAACCACCCAUCUCGAGCGAGGAUAUACGAAAAUCACAAAUUCAAGACUUUAUUCAACCUAACUCGAUUUUAAGUAACCUAACUCAAUAUACAUAAUAACUUGUUGGUUGAUUUUUUUUUAUUUGUUUUGUUUGGUUUUGAUUUUUUCCUUUAUUAUUUAUUUAUUUAUUUGUUUUUCGAUUUCGGUGACUUGACGUGCGGCUGAUUUACCAGUGCUAAAUUGUAAGUGUAUCGCCAAGUGGUAGAGAAGUUCCUAUUCAAUGCCUAAUUUUUCGUUGAAAAAUGUGUUUGAGCUGCUUUGAGGUUGUGAUCGCGUCCAAAUUGCAGCAAGAUUACAGUGUCUGAAGUGAUCUACGUGAUCUUCGUACUAAGGAGCAGAAAAUUGCACUCAAUUGGAAUAUCAACCUGCACGAGUACACGAGUUAUCUAGCGGACAAUAAUGAAAUCAGCGCUAAAGGAAUUGCACAGAAUAUGGGAGAGUGGCAUCGGCAGAACGGUAGCGGCUACGGUGGCAGCGCACUUGAACUCUAUUUCGGUUGGCAUGUGCCAAGGGUACUCAGCCGUCCUUCUACCUCAACUCACGUCGCACGCCAGCCCCCUUCAAGUUUCGAACGACGAGGCAUCAUGGAUAGCUAGUUUAGGAGUCAUAUCGAAUCCGGUAGGCGCAUUGCUCUCGGGGGUGUGUAUGGAGAUAUUCGGAAGGCGAACAGCAGUUCAACUCACCUCGUUACCGUUCCUUAUUGGCUGGACCAUAAUCGCCCUCUCUCAAACGCUCACAACGCUAUGCAUCGGAAGAUUUAUCUCUGGAAUGGCCAUAGGAAUGGCGUCGGCGUGUUACGUCUACGUGGCGGAGAUCUCGCAGCCAGAGCACCGGGGGAUCCUCUCUUCGACAGGGCCGGUGUUCGUCUCCCUGGGGGUGUUGAUCGUCUACUCUCUGGGCUCCCUUUGCAGCUGGCAGUUCGUUUCGGCCGUCUGCGCCGCCGCGGCCAUGCUCAGCUUCUCGGCCAUGCAGCUCGUUCCCGAGUCCCCGUACUGGCUCGCCUCCAAGGGCAUGACCAAGGAGUCCCACGCCGCCCUCAGUUGGCUCCGCAGCUCGGCCCACGUCGAGAAGGACAUCUCCGAACUCGUCAACAACAGCCGCGAUAUCUCACCUAGGGUCUCAACACUCAAACUCAUCUCCGACAGAUUCAACGAUCCGUGCGUCUGGAAGCCGUUCUUCAUCCUAGUUGGGUUCUUCUUGUUCCAAGAGGGCUCUGGAAUCUACAUCAUCCUCUACUACGCCGUGGACUUCUUCCGACGAGCCGGCUCCACUGUGGACCAUAACGUGGCUUCUAUCAUCGUGGCCUCACUCCGGUUCGCCAUGUCGAUAUUCGGCUCGCUCUGCAUCCAGAACUUCGGGCGGCGAACGCUGGCAGUUACCUCGGGCAUCCUCAUGGCGCUGUCCAUCGGGGCGGCCGGCGUCUACGAGCACUUCUUCGAGGACUUCGCGCCCGCCGACCGGCCCUACCCGUGGGUCCCGCUCGCGUGCAUCCUCACCAACGUCUGUGCCUCCAUGCUGGGCCUCCUCCAGUUGCCCUGGCUCAUGAUCGGCGAGCUCUUCCCACUCAAGGUCCGCGGUAUCAUGGGCGGCGUCGUCUCCUCACUCGCCUACCUCUUCAUCUUCGCCACGGUAAAGAUCUACCCGAACCUCAUGGCUAACCUCCAGAUGUCUGGCAGUAUGUUCGGCUUUGCCAUCGCCUCGCUCAUGGUCGUCGUCUACGCACUCAUGUUCUUGCCCGAGACCCGCGGCAAAACUCUUCUAGAGAUCGAACAGCGAUUCUGCGAUAUCCCCAAAACGAACAGCACGGAGAAUCUUGAGAAAGGCUUCUACAUCAACCCAGCUAUCAGCGUCAGCACGGUGUGUGCUAUCGUCGAGAAUAUCAAAAAGUAGGGCUUCCAGCAGGAGAAGGUUCCAGGGUUCGGGUCAUGUUUUCACCAAAGGCUCCUCCUGAGGGUCCUGAAUAGAGCUAAGGAGACACCCUCCACUAGUAUCGAGGCUACGAAGGAAGCAUUCACUUUCAGAGCUCCAACUUUCAAUUGUUUAUCUGCCCACUAGUUGGCUGUUGAGCGACAAGCCAAUCAUUUCGUUCAACAAUACAAGUCGAAGUUAGGAGAACGUGCUUGGAACGUCGCGUCACCCAGACCUCAUCAGCCACCUAGUGGAGAUGUCGAUAACCAGUAAAGAGGUACUUAACGGUCAACACAAGAGUGACGACUGUUGGUGUCUACAAAUUGAACGUAUUUAUGCUACAAGGAACUGUGAGCAUAGGGUUUGCGUGUUAGCAUAAAUACGUCCAAUUGUCCAUAAGAAAAUAUUGAAUCCCUGAAAGUAAAAGUUUUCAACUGUCGGCUAUGGGUUAGUGGAGGGUUUCCCAUUCGUCUCUGGUCCUGAAACUUGUGACUGCGCGGAGUAGAGGUUUAGUUAUCGGAAUUCUAGCGUAGUAGGUCUAUAAAAAGUCUUGUCAUCACAAACUGUAAAAUUCUACAAGCAAACCGAGGGCAUGCAGCACGUCUGCAGUGAUACCCCUACUGAUUUUAAUGACGUUGGUCACAAAUAUAGUAAUAUCAUCGAUGUAUCUCAUGGAUUAGCUUAAAAUAAUAUCCUAGGCAAACGUCAAAUUGCUACCUAUGCAUCAAUAUCAAUGGUUAUAUCACCCUCUGUAACAGACAGAUGCCUACAGCGCGCAUUAGUGCAGGUCAUGAUUUUUACAACCUUGGCCUCUUCAUUAAUGCACGUGCAAAUUUUUUUAAAAAAUUGGUCAUUUUACUAAUUGAUUUCACGAAGAUGAAAGAGACCGUGGUUUGCAUCGAUGCGCGUUCGAAUGACGUCAAUUAUCCAUUUUUUAGGCAGCGUCGCCGUUAUACUUUGAUAACAUCGACUGAGAGCGAUUGAAAUUUAGAUAGACCCUGCUAUGUUUUGCUCCUCCGUAAGAUUCAGCCAUCAAAAUACAAUGGUGAGACGUCGGUGUAUUUGCGCAUUAGGCCAAUUUUUCCUUGCAUACUGGAACGCGCGUGUCCAGAUUAAUGUAACACCUUCUCUUAGGACUGAUCAAACCAAUGAUCAAUUUUCCGAUCGUUCGAUUGAUUGGCUUAAAAAUGUAUGUUCAGUUACAAUGCUCUCUAGGGAUACAAUACCGCUAGAAGCCUAAUGCCGGUGAUUAAAGUUGCUCCGUGCGGAAGCUUUUGUUAGAUUUUUAAAGUUUCCUGAUCAUUGCAAAAACAUUUUUAUUUUAUUUUUCGCUGGUUCGGCCAGCUUUUCUGUGAUAUUAUUUCUUACAACAGCUUCCCUCAAUUAGAGCUUUAGUCUUGAAAUAUGACCUGAAUAAACAGAUCCUCGCCUUUAUCUUCCUGCAACCUUUUAAGACUGGGAGGUCUUAAAAGGAACCAUUCCGAUGAUUUCUCAAGCUCUGGUGAUACAUCAACGCAAAAUAAUCCCGAAUGUGAGCUUUAAAAGAAUUAUAUCAUCCAUCCGGUUCAGGAAUCAUGUAAUUUAUCAACUCCUGCCUCAGUCGUCCUUGCGUUUUUGGUAUAUCCAUGUAGCCUGUGAUGUUGAAGUUAUAAUCGUGGAGUUGUUAUCGUGCGAUCGUCGGAUAUCAAAUUCUCGGGCUGUCUUUCAGUAGUGUUAAGAAUUUCCAGAACUGUAUCUGUAUUUUUAGGAAGAGAAUAUAGGUUAUUAAAUAUUCCUAUAAUUGGCCACACACUAUGACUUCGAGGCUUAAUUUUCUAUUAGUUCUAGUGCAUCAACGUUUUAUCCGGUCGAAUUUACUUUUGGAAAAAUCAUAAACUUCCACUGUUUCAAAAUAAAUUUUAGUAGGUACGUUUAAAUGCGUGAGACGAAUGGAAUGAAAAUUCUUUCUCUUGGCGGAGUAUGAUAUCUCAAUUUUGAUGACACUGCUUAUUUAAGUUAGGAACUUUGAAAGCUUCAUCCCUCGUGAAAGUGGCGGAGUUGAUCAGGAUACUUUCUAAGAAGUUCCAGUUAUGAGAGAGUUUUCUCCUCAAAAGGACCGUAUGUGCUACUUCUCGGCCAAGUUGACCGAAACAUGGAAUCUUACAAUUUCCUCGGGGAUAAAAAGAGGGUCUUCCCAGACACUCAAAACUGGUCUCAUUUUUUGCCUAGCCCCCGGGAAAAAGGGAGAGGAGGCCAAAGUCAAUAACUAUAAAUGAGAUUACUUUUCAACAGUUUGUCAGGCAAAGAUGAUCUUUCUACCGAGACCAUUUUUCAUUCCUGAGAAAAUUUUAGGAUUCCGUGUUUACGUCAAUUUGGCCAAAAAAAUAUUAAGGUCCUUUCGUAUUAAAACAAUGUGCACAGAGGUAAGCUUAAAAAACUGACACUUUAUUAACUUUCACAAUAACGAACAUCUAUCAAAUUAGAAAACAUGGUGAACAGAUCAAUUGCUAAAUCUCAUCGCCAGUUUAGGUAUAUCUCAAUCGCUGAGAUAAUUUUAUAAAUUCUUAGUGUUCGCCACAGCUUCAAUAUUUUCGUAAUAUUUAAGUAUUAGGAAAUAUUAAGAGUAUCAGGAAAUAUCUCAGCUGUCUUAGCUCCAGUGAACAAUAAUUAUCAUCGUAGCCAUAAAAUUUUCCAUAUAAUUGGUGCAAUUUAUUAUGAGUAAAUUGAUAGAGCAAAAAUGAGCUGAAAACUACGUAUAUGGUGAUGUGCACAUCGGUAGUUUUUUAAGAGGGGAAAAGAGAGAAUGAAACUUUUUUGGCGAUUUCUGUAUAGAGAAGAAAAUAUUUUUGUAAAUCGACUGAAGUCAUACCUGCGAUUCUUUAGAUAACA
Molecule: messenger RNA, 5371 nt
Organism: Bemisia tabaci
Lineage: Eukaryota; Metazoa; Arthropoda; Insecta; Hemiptera; Aleyrodidae
Product: facilitated trehalose transporter Tret1
Biological process (GO): transmembrane transport
Cellular component (GO): membrane
Molecular function (GO): transmembrane transporter activity
Source: RefSeq, a predicted model, not a curated record